Exophiala mesophila is the source of this 3227-nucleotide messenger RNA. RefSeq lists its product as uncharacterized. Lineage: Eukaryota; Fungi; Ascomycota; Eurotiomycetes; Chaetothyriales; Herpotrichiellaceae. The transcript has a single exon. The record is from RefSeq and is a predicted model, not a curated record. The coding region runs from base 1124 to 2947 and encodes 607 amino acids.
GGCAGCUGACUCCUUGUUCUGUAAGAAAGUCUGAAUUGAGUUGGAUGAGAAGACUUGCAGUUUGAGUGAUUUGACUUGUUGAAGAAAACUCGAGUUGCUGGGAUUGAACUUCUAAAAGGACUAAAGGACUUUUGUCCGUACCUUCCUCGUCCAGACCCAGGCUGACGUGUUCUCGGCACCGGCAUUACAUUUCUCCUGUUGUCCAGCGGAAAAUCAAUGCUCCGAUUGCGGCCGCAGUCAGAAUGGCAAGAAUGGCAAGAAUGACAAGAAUGGGCAAUCACGUGAAAGGCACGUGAAACAAGGGGCGACCUUCCCUCCUUCCCUCCUUCCUCGGCGCAUCUGCACUCGACGACAUCAUUGAAACUGCGCCUUCAAGGACGUCGACCAAUUUCGCUACAACGACGACUUUGAAGCGUCGAUUAUGCCUCACUUGAGAACCCAACUAGUUCUGCCGAGUCUUUGACACUGACAGACCUCUUCUGCGUGACCAACUGCAGUUUGGUGGCCGAGGGGCUCGGCAGCCCAUCACACCCCGUGCACGGUGGAGCACCCCCUGUGCCCCUCCAACAUUCCACGUUUCACAUCUCCCUUGAGACUCGAGGCAAGAUUUCGAUUUCAUAUGCUUAAACACGAAUAUCGCUAUCGAUCUGCCAUGGAGCCCCCCCCCCGCGACGUCUCAGACUCAAUUCCAUCUCUCUCCAGAUGGACCGAUAGGCCCGAUCUACCUUCUUGAAACCACCCCUGUGUCGACCAGUCACCACCCAAGGCCCGAACUAGACGCUAUCCCAUGGCAACUUGACCUGGUGGCUUCCCUCAGCAUUUCCCUCAUCGAAAACCAGCAGAGCUCAAGGUAGGUACGGAUGUAGGUCACCCCGUGCGUCCCCUCCUAUCCACUUUCAUCAACUUGUUGGUACCACUUCUCCAUUCUAUUCUAUCUUCCUUCUUACUCUAGGUACGCUGGUCGACGUUUCCCCAGAUUGCUCCUCCUAUGCUUCGCUUUUCUUGUGUUGAGGCUGGCCCUCUGUUUCCUUCAAGCACGACGAUACGAUCAUUGAGUUAGAAACGACAUUCCACCCGUUGGCGGCAUCCUCAGCCCAGGUAUAGGCUUUGCCAAAGACACCCAAUGGCGAUAAACGACCCCCUGGAUCGAAGCCUUCGCUCAAGACGGUUUGCUGGGUCAGAGACAUCCCUAUCCCCAGAGUCGUAUCGAUUCAGAAAAUACAAAAUAAAACCCAGACAAGCACCACAACCAGAUACUUCUGAUAGUGAUGAUGACACUUCGGAUGACACUUCGGAUGACACUUCAGACGACAGUGACUCCGAUUCAGACGACGACGAUGUUCCAAAUCCAUUUGCCUCCACACCUCCUCCUCGUCCUGAUCCACAAGAGUCAAUAGCAGCCUCACAACCCUCUUCUACUUCGAUGCUCUCAGACCCCCAAAAUCCUACAAUCGCAAGUUUCGGCGCUGCCGACAGCUUCACCUCACCUGCAUCUGCCACAGGAAUUGCCAGUGCCCCGGAUACCUCAGAUGUCGUGGCCUCUUCAAGACAGAAUCACAAUACAGCCAUAGCUCUUGGGUCAGUGCUUGCUGUCGUCUCAACUGCUAUCGUGGCAUUUGUACUGUACCGGUAUUGCGUCCCCUUGAGAAGAGGUAUCGACCGUGUAAGAAGAAGACGACAACGUGGAGAAGAAAACAAUCUUGAGACAAUCGAGAAAGGCUCAGGCUCACUAGGACAAGAUGAUGCUCUCGAACAGUACAAGAAUUCUCCUUCCGGCGAUCUUGUCAGAAAGAUGAUGGGCAGAUUCCACAACACGUCCAAUAGAUCUACUUCCCCAGAUUUCACCAUGGUAUCAGCUACCAAGCCGGAGAAAGAGACGACAUCCAAAUCCCUCCCCCUUAUUUCGUCUGCUUUACCUCCAGUUCCCGCUAGGCAUCAAUCUGUCAAAACCACGCGCUCUGAGGAGGACCCCAACAAUCCAUUCUCGGAUAGAGCAGAGUCCUUGUUGAAAAUCAAUGCCAAGGAAAUCACCCCAUGGGAUGAUAAGGACGGAAAGUACUUGGGCCAAUCCACUGCCUUGCGGAAAUCGGAGCGCUAUACGUCAGACUUUAGAACCUCCGACGAACGCUUGAUGGAAUCGGCGCGAACUUCUUUGGCUACCUCCGUUCACAGAGUCAGCGCUCUUCCGGUAGUACCUUGGCCAAAAGGAUUUGGCUCGGGACUUGGCCUUGACGAAAGUCUGACAGGACCUAAUUCUGAGUCUCCACGUACUGCUGUUUUCAACCUCCCGUAUAUGCCACCUACUGCACCUCUACCUCAAACCACCUUUAAGCCAGCAGAAAUCCCAGACCCUCCCCGCUCCGAGGUUCAAUAUCUCCCUUCCCCGGCCCUAGACUCUCCACAGACCCCAGAUACUGCACACUUCACAAUUCCAUACGAACCGCCAUCAGCACCUGCUACUCCCCGGAGCCAGUACUAUAUCCCACGAAUCAGAAAAUCCAUCACUCCAUCAGAAAGCAUCUCGAAUGCACCGUAUUCACCCCUACCGUUCCCGGCUGAGUUGCGACCUCCUUUGCCAGCCAACUCUCGAUGGAGUCGUAAUUCAUCAAGCGCAUAUACUCGACAGACAAGAGACCGUGGCAGGGAAACAUCGCCAGCAAAGAGCACUUCGAGCGGCAGGCCAUCACUACCACCACUUCCGCUUGCUAUUCGAGCAUCGACCUCGUCCUUUGAUUCGACCUCACCACGUGGAAGUCAACGGAUUUCUGGAUCGACAGUCGUUGUAUCUCCCAGUGCCGAGUCAAUUGCCGCAUUGGAACCCAAGCCCUUGGCUCCAAGACCACAAGUCAAGACCAGCUCUAUGAUCAUCGGCCUACCCACCAGUGUAAGACCACCAAGCCACGCAAAUGGCAAAGUUCCAUCGCCUAUUGUUAGUCGGCGAAUUUGAUAGAAUUCCCUCCCCGUUAUCGGGUUUGCGCUAGGACAAGAAGACAACCACGUCCGAAGAGUGUGUACGUCUUGGAGAAUUCACAGCCGAGGAAGACGUCUCUUUAUUCUAUUGUUUUUAUGUUUUAUACUCAAACUCGAAGUUCAGAAGCCUGCUUCGCAAAAUCAGCUACCAAUUGCCUGUCCGCAUGAUAAAUGGGCCGUCUCGGGCCUAGGUCAGAGCAACUGCAUGCUUCAUAGUAUUAGCCAUAUGUACAAAUGUGUAUUCCUUUUGCCCCUUA